Dioscorea cayenensis subsp. rotundata (Guinea yam) is the source of this 649-nucleotide messenger RNA. RefSeq names its product zinc finger BED domain-containing protein RICESLEEPER 2-like. The coding region runs from base 14 to 565 and encodes 183 amino acids. Gene Ontology annotation, molecular function: protein dimerization activity. The record is from RefSeq and is a predicted model, not a curated record. The transcript has 2 exons. NCBI's taxonomy places the organism in Eukaryota, Viridiplantae, Streptophyta, Magnoliopsida, Dioscoreales, Dioscoreaceae.
UCCAAGAUGCAAAAUGAGGGUUGUUGAUUUUACUUUUUUAAGGAUGUAUUCCAAUAGAGAAGCAAGAGAAAAUAUUGCUAAAGUUCAAGAAGCUUUACAUGAAAUUUAUGAAGAAUAUGUUCAUGAAUAUCAACAUGGCAAUGAACAUAGUGGUGAAACUCCAAUGCAUAAUAAUGAUGAUAUUGGCAAUAAUGGCAAAGGCUCAUCAGGUUGGUCCGAAUUUUCAAGUUAUGUGAAAUCUAUUGAAAAAGCCUCGCCACAACAGUCAGAUUUGGAUGCAUACUUAGCUGAAGGCUGUUUUAUUUUUGAAGGAGAUCCUAAUCAAUUUAAUGCUUUAGAAUGGUGGAAGGGAAAUACUUUAAAAUGUCGCAUCUUGUCGAGAAUGGCUCAUGGCAUACUUGCUAUUCUCAUCACUACAGUGGCUUCAGAGGUUACUUUUAGUGCAGGCGAUAGAGUGAUUGACACUUAUCUUGCUUCAUUGGCUCCCGAUACAGUGCAAGCAUUGUUUUGUGGAGGAGAUUGGUGUCAAAAUUUUCAUGGAGUGAAAAAGAAAAACAAAGUUUGAUGGAAACAUUGGGUCAAACCCUCACAUUCAAGAAAAUAUAUUCUUGACAUGGUGGAUUGAUUGUUUUCUUAUUAUCUAUGGACU